Molecule: messenger RNA, 753 nt
Organism: Aspergillus mulundensis
Lineage: Eukaryota; Fungi; Ascomycota; Eurotiomycetes; Eurotiales; Aspergillaceae
Product: signal peptidase complex subunit SPC3
Exons: 3
Coding region: 1-753 (250 amino acids)
Biological process (GO): protein targeting to ER
Cellular component (GO): membrane; signal peptidase complex
Source: RefSeq, a predicted model, not a curated record
AUGCACUCAGCACUUAACCGCGCUCAAGCGGUCUUUGGAUUCUUCACGACAGUUGCGCUCUUCGUCGCGGGUUUCGCUGCCCUCUCGGUCCUCCUGUUCCCGACGGAUAAUGUCACCGCGGAGGUGUCAUUGAAAGAUGUCAAAGUAAUCAAAGGCCGACCGCAUUACUACUCCACCAAGAAAGAAGAGUACGCGCAGAUGAGGUUCGACUUGGAUGCUGACCUCUCCCCUCUCUUCAACUGGAACACGAAGCAGCUCUUCGUCUACGUCUACGCAACCUACUCGUCCUCUGACAAAACCUCCGAAACCUCCCUGACUCCGCAAUCCCAAGCCAUAAUCUGGGAUUCGAUUAUCGAGGCCCCCGAAUCGCCUUACUCGUUCGCCAACCUGCGCGAGCGGUUCUUCCCCAGCAAGAGCAAGUCAGUGUCAUCGCGCAAGCGCUCUUCGUCCACGAACAAGAAGACUGGUAGUAGUAGCAGCAAGAAGGAAGUUACCCCCGGCGUCAUCCGUCUCCGCGAUCAGAAGAGCAAGUACCAGAUCAGCGAUAUCACGGGGAGGAUGGCGGAGCGCACGAAUGUCACGCUGAGCGUUGGGUGGAAUGUGCAGCCGUGGGUUGGCGCGCUGUGGUGGGCUCCUGGGACUGGGGCUGUGCCUAGGACGGAGGGGAAUACGGGAACGUCGAAGGCAUUUGAUUUGCCCGCGUUGAAGGGGUCAAAGCCGAAGACUGAAGGGCAGAAGACGGCUGCGGUUUAG